Molecule: messenger RNA, 324 nt
Organism: Phanerochaete carnosa HHB-10118-sp
Lineage: Eukaryota; Fungi; Basidiomycota; Agaricomycetes; Polyporales; Phanerochaetaceae
Exons: 5
Coding region: 1-324 (107 amino acids)
Source: RefSeq, a predicted model, not a curated record
AUGACGCCGUUGGCGACGAAUCUAUACAGUGCGGUAAUGUCAAAGUAUGGGUUCGUUAUGGAGCCGCUUACCGGACCGACAUGUCUCACAGAGCUUCAGUUCUCUGUGCGAACAUAUGGCAUAUGUACCUUCCGGGUCAUGUACAUCACACGUGGCUCACUCAUCCUCGCCGACGCUAUCGUGCUCGUUUUAACAUGGAUUAAGACAUUUGGACACUGGAAGAGUGCCCGCCGACUCAGCAUGAGAGUUUCACUGACGAUGUGUCUGUUGCGCGAUGAAACUAUGUUUUUCAUGCGAGUGCGACUCAUUAGUCUCAUCGGAUAG